This is a messenger RNA of Myxocyprinus asiaticus (Chinese sucker), 4908 nucleotides long. RefSeq names its product PH and SEC7 domain-containing protein 1-like. The transcript has 16 exons. The record is from RefSeq and is a predicted model, not a curated record. Gene Ontology annotation, molecular function: guanyl-nucleotide exchange factor activity; protein binding; phospholipid binding. Lineage: Eukaryota; Metazoa; Chordata; Actinopteri; Cypriniformes; Catostomidae. Bases 165 to 3095 code for a protein of 976 amino acids. Gene Ontology annotation, biological process: regulation of ARF protein signal transduction.
GGCACCAGCCUCCCCAGUACACAAGAGACAAUCAUACACCUGGCAAUGAGCACAGGGAGUUUGAGACACUCUAUGACAGGGUUCUCAAAGACAGUCAAGGUAGCAGCAGGAGAAAUUUCACAAAGUCUAACACUGAGACACCAGUGAGUUCAACAUCUCAGCAAAUGCAUGAGAAAGAGGAAUGCUCAGCCAGAGAUAACGAAAGCUUUAGGGAGGUGGAAAAUCAUAAAAGGAACAGUCCAGUUACACCAGGCUGUCAAGAGAGCCAUUUUAGGAUCUCAGUGCAGCGCAAUGAGCUGAAAAGGGAGUGGAGUGGUACAGCGUCACAGAGUUCCUGUGGAGUCACGGACAGCCUUUUAGAGAGCAUUCUGCAUGAGAAGGACUGUAUAUCCUCAGAGACAUCUAGCAAAACCAGUCAGAAGAGUUCUGACUCUGGAAAUACAGGCAUACAGUCUGAAAGUGGAUCUUUGCGACCUUCCUCGCACUCUCAGAAGAUUGCUCGUGCCAAGUGGGAGUUCCUGUUUGGGACCCAUUCAGAGGACCAACAUAAUACAAAAGGCUCCUCCACUGCACCCUCCAGUGGCUGUUCCAGUGAGUCUCCUACACCCAUUCAACCCUCAUCUACAUCCCUAAGGCAUGUAACAACACACUCAAGACACUGUCAAUCAAUCGGCUCUCUGAAAUCCUCAAGCCAUAAUGUACAGCAAGUAGAAGUGGAGUUGAUCAACACUGCCCCUGCGGGGGUGUCCUCGCCUAAGACCUGCAUCAUCAAACAAACUGUCAAAUAUUCUGAGACAGACAUAGAUGCAGUACCCCUGCGCUGUUACAGGGAAACAGACCUUGAUGAGGUGAUGCUAGCAGAACAGGAGGAGGCGGACUCUGCUUUUGGUAGUAAUCGCAGUGUGCUGGGGACCUCAGGCACAAGCAGCAGCAGCCUACUGGAGGGUGUGCUGUGCCCACAUUCAGAUGGUGAGGAGGAGCUGCAAGAUGAGGAGGUGGCGAGCUGGGCCAGUGUGAGGAUGCAAGGCGACAAAAAGAGGAAAAAUGCAGCAUCUGAGGGGGAUGACGUGUUUAGCCGAUUGCUGAGAGGUCCCCCAGGCAGCCAGCCUGACAGCAGCACUGCUUUGAAGUCUCCCGUCUCUGUGACCAGCCCCUGCAGGACCUCAUCAGAUGGCUUGGACUCUUUCAGCAGGCACUUUGAGAGUAUUAUGGAGUCACACCGUGCCAAGGGUACCUCCUACAGCAGUCUUGAUAGUGAAGACAUCACCCCCAGCGGCCCACCGGUCUUCACUUUUGACUUCCCGACCCUCACGCCUGAGAUCCAGAGCCAGAUCUGUGAAAGUGCUAAGCAGAUCAUUGAACUGAGCUUUGCUCCUCUGGCUUGCCCUGAACCACCUGCAGUGUCUGAUCCCAAAGAGUGUGUAACCUCCCAGGGCCUGCCAGAGGAGAUCCAAGCCAGUGUCUAUGAAGAAGAGAGUAUAUCCUGCAGUGGAUCUUGCUCUGAUAAAGCCCUCUGGCCUGAUUCUGACACAGAUGCUGCCAUAAGAGAGAGGCCAUCACGGCCUGUGGCUGAGUCUGAUCCAGAUGUGGCUGAACGACUGGCUUUGGGUAGCACUGAAACUCUGGCCAAUGGCAAUAAAGCUGACCUCCAGGCUGCUAAACGGCUGGCCAAACGCUUGUACAGUCUCGAUGGAUUUAAAAAGUCAGACGUGGCACGACACCUGAGCAAGAACAAUGAUUUCAGUCGCAUGGUAGCAGAGGAGUAUCUGAGUUAUUUCAACCUCUCAGGGAUGACAGUGGAUCAGGCGCUGAGAGUGUUUUUGAGAGAGUUUGCCCUAAUGGGUGAGACACAGGAGAGGGAGAGAGUACUGUCCCAUUUCUCUAGAAGAUACCUCCAGUGCAACCCAAACACGAUACCAAAUGAAGACAGUGUUCACACAUUGACUUGUGCCGUGAUGCUGCUCAACACUGAUUUGCAUGGUCAUAACAUAGGAAAGAGGAUGUCCUGCACACAGUUCAUUAAUAACCUGGAGGGGUUGAAUGAUGGCCAAAACUUCCCGAAAGAUCUUCUCAAGGCUCUUUACAACUCUAUCAAAAAUGAAAAACUGCAGUGGACAAUCGAUGAGGAGGAACUACGGAAAUCUUUCUCUGAGUUGGACGGCAGGAAAGACUCUGCGUCGCACACCAUGAAGCGGAUCAGCGGUGGAGGAAACCCCCUCGUCAGUGUCGUGCAGCUGUCCAGCACUCAGGUCUACAAGAACGGCAUUCUUGUGCGCAAAGUUCAUGCUGAUCCCGAUGGCAAGAAAACUCCACGAGGUAAAAGAGGGUGGAAGACAUUCUACGCCAUCCUUAAAGGACUGAUUCUCUAUCUGCAAAAGGAUGAAUAUCAUCCAGAUAAGCAGCUGUCUGAUGAGGACUUGAAGAACGCAGUAUCAAUCCAUCAUUCUUUAGCCAUGCGAGCAGCAGACUACAGCAAGCGACCCAACGUGUUUUACCUUCGUACUGCAGACUGGAGAGUCUUUCUCUUUCAGGCCCCCAAUGCAGAGCAAAUGCAGUCCUGGAUCACCCGCAUCAACACAGUGGCAGCCAUGUUCUCUGCCCCUCCCUUCCCAGCAGCCAUUGGCUCACAGAAGAAGUUUAACCGCCCUCUUCUGCCAGGCUCAAGCACCAAGCUCUCACAGGAGGAACAGCUUAAGACUCAUGAGACACGGUUUCGAGCCAUUUCUGCUGAGCUCCAUGAUCUGCGCUCUUCUCCUCAAGACCGCAAAACCAAAAGCAGGGACCUAGAAGAGUACAAGCAAAGGGAAGAGUAUCUGGACUUUGAGAAAACGCGCUACGGAACAUACGCAAUGCUUCUGAGGGCUAAAAUCCGAACAGGGGAAACAGACCUGGUGGUGUUUGAGUCCCGUUUGUUUGACGAUGGUGGCCUGCAGAGGGCUCACUCCAGCCCCACUCUACCCCAGGAAAACAGCCAUGCCAGAAGCACUGAAGAGUCAAGCAGAAGCAGCAGCAGCGCCGCUCGCAGCAGCAGCACCAAGAGAAGCAAGCGCUCAGACGCUCAGAGACACAGCUACAGACAGGCUGUCAAACAAUGAGACUUCCUGUAGCAAGUGGGCCGCGUGUCCCAUCAGGUAUUAUUUAUCUCUAUUCAGGGGCUGAAUGAAGAGUGUAACCGGUCCAGGACACCUGGAGUUUACUCUGAUUCCUCUCCAGUCAUCUUGAAUUAUAUACUGUGCUUGGUAGGGGUUGCUAGAAUCUGGGAGAAAUGACCACAAUAGCUUACCCAUAUAUGACCACUGGCUCCGAGAACUGGUAAAGCAUGCAUUUCUGGCCAGUAACCGCAAACCCAAAUCUGCAACUGUGCCGAAUGAAAAGGAGCACCAGCCUCAUGGUAUUUGUCAGUCUUUGUUUUUGCCACAGACCUGUUCAGUUUAUCUUUGUGCAUUAUGCUUGUUUAAUGUUGGUUAAAAUUGUAGCACUUGUGUGCCAUUUUGUUUCAGUUGCUUUAUUUAUUUCUGGUGGCCCCUGGAAGGGAUAACCAAAAGAGAAGUAAACCUCUUUAUCAUAUGAACAUAUGUUGUUCACCUUAUAUAUUUAAAGCAUUGUAGAUUUUGCUUUUUAGACUGCCAUUUCAUUAUUGGUGGCUAAUCAAAACAUGCAGCUUUCAAGGCAAAUCUGAGAAUUUAGUCUGUACGGUCCUUUAAGUUCUUAAAGCAUGUCUCAAAGCAUGCCUAUGAUUGAAGACAAUCAGUUACGCGUUUGGUACAAUUAUAGAGAAUAUGAAUGUGUUUUAUUUGGUUAUACCAUGACGAUUGACUAGUGAUUAUGACACUGGACAUUUUUCUUGUUGAAAUUAUGCAAAUUAAUUUGCUCAGUGCACACUAACAAAAUGACCAAAUCUCUAUGUGAAAUGGUCAUUAAAAAUGAUCACACUAAUUGACCCCAUUGUAUUAUUUGGUAUAAUGUGUGACAAUUGUGUAUGUUAAAUAUGUACUGAGCUUGAGAAUGACGUGAUGCAAAUCUUUGUGUCAACCAUUUGAUCAUGGCCAAGCCAUUUAAUUCUCAGGCACUCGUUUUCAAAUUUGUGAUUCAUUCAGUGCUGCGGCGAUACACAUUCUGCCACCAGAGGGGGCACUAAAAGCUGGUUUGUUCUGUAUAGCUACAUACACUAGAAUACCUCAAUUGCAUUAAGAGAUUUUCUCAAAAGGUGUGUCAUUUGGUCAGAAAUACUAGUACCUUUUUACUAACUGAUAGUCAAAUGUUACUUCCUUAUGAUCCAAUGGAUUCCUGUGAAGUAUUACUUUGUUGAAAACUAAAGGUAAGCUUUUAUUCUGCUUAUCAUCACCUCAUUAAUUAACAAAGAAUCCAAGAAAUUGUAAAACUUGUAUUGUAAAAAAACACACCAGUUCAAAUCCAGGUUGUGAAGAUCUAAACUGACUGUUAUCACUGCCAGCAUACAGAUCAAUUUCAGACACUGAGAAAAUAAAAUACACAAAAAACGAAGAAUUUUUUUAUCAACAGAUUAUUAUACGGAUCUGGGACCCAAACUCCAGUGGCACUUCAAAAGUGUUAUGCUCCUCUGCACUAUGGGUAAUAGGUGUAUUUAAUGAAAAGAGCUAUUUAUAUAUUUUGAACAUUUAUUAUCCGUCUUGAGAAUUUGUUUAUGACUGAAGCAUAUCGACUUAAGGGUUUAUAUACAAGAUUUUAUAGGGAACACUCAACCACUCAAAGUAGUUUGGUGUCACCCAGAGAUUUUACUGUACUUGUAACAUUUCUAUAGCUUUUUUGUUUGGGUUGUUGUCUAUUGUAGCUGUAUAUAAUGUGAAUAUGAUGUUACUGCUCGGCAAGAAUAAUGCUAUAAUGUUUGUAUGUUUUGCAGGCAUAGACAAAUAAAUCAGUUUUGAAAGG